Molecule: messenger RNA, 1052 nt
Organism: Sinocyclocheilus grahami
Lineage: Eukaryota; Metazoa; Chordata; Actinopteri; Cypriniformes; Cyprinidae
Gene: cyb561d2
Product: cytochrome b561 family, member D2
Exons: 3
Coding region: 138-806 (222 amino acids)
Cellular component (GO): endoplasmic reticulum
Molecular function (GO): transmembrane monodehydroascorbate reductase activity
Source: RefSeq, a predicted model, not a curated record
UUUGUAACCGGAAACCUUCAAAGAAUCGAGAGUUCCUAGUUGAGAUUGAGAGUAGCUCAAAGGGGUCUGCGCUGCGGUUUGGUUGUAUAUGUGUGUAAAUGAGCUGUAUUGUGUACAUUUGAGAGUAGAAAUAGAGCAUGAGCGUCCGUCACGAGUCGGAGCCUAAACUGUACCGCUACAGCAGGACGGUGUGCGGCGUCUUCACUCAUGUGCUGUGCGCGCUCUUCAGCGGCUUCAUCACUGUACUGAGCAGACCGGGAUCCAGUCUGUUCUCAUGGCAUCCGUUUCUGAUGACUCUCGCUUUCUCCUUCUUCAUGACUGAAGCCGUUCUGCUCUUCAACCCGUAUUCCUCUCCCAUCAAGAAGCUGAAGCACAAAACUAAAGGCCGCCUGCAUUGGAUCCUGCAGGGUUUGUGUGUUUGCUGCGCGGCUGCAGGUCUGGGUGCCAUCUUUUACAACAAAAACCUCAACGACAAGCCUCACUUCAGCACAUGGCACGGGUUGAUAGGAGUUUUAACGGUCGCUGUCGUCGGGCUGCAGUCGCUCGGAGGACUUCCGCUCCUCUAUCCCAAACUCGCCAAAGGCUGGUCGCUGGCUAAACUGAAGCGCUACCACGCCGCCUCCGGUUUACUCACAUACCUGCUGGGCAGUUUGAGCUUGUUCCUCGGACUGUGUUCGGCGUGGUUUAGCAGCAGCGUGAGCGGGUACGUCUGGUACCUGGCUGUCCUCUGUCCCGUUCUGUGCGCUCUGGUCAUUAUGAGUCAGGUAACGAAUGCUUACAUGGCCCGCAAACCAAUGCAGUACUGAAACAGACAUUCAAGGUUCAUCUGAAGUGAUACAGACAUUGUGAACUCUUAAGUGGACCAGAAUUGCAAGUUACUGAGCUAAUUUUAUUGUUAAUUAUGUAAAUGUUCUUUAAAAAAAAAAAAAAAAAGUAUUUUUAUAACAGGUUUAUAUUCUUCGAUGCAUUUCAGUGGUGUUGAUAGCAUGUAUUUGGUGCAAAUAUCUUUGGAAAUGACUGAAGGCAACUCUUUUUUCUUAUUAAAUUGUUAU